CUCUGGGGAGGGUGGAGAGAAAGAGAACAAAGGAAAAGACAGAGAGUGCAACGUCAGUUCUUGAAGCCGUAGGGUUCCUUUGGGUUCUGUGGCAUUUUCAUUGAGAGGUAUCCUCUCUCUCUCAUCCCCAUCUCUCUCUCUCUUCUGUGAGCUCGAGAAGAAACUUGGGUCUUAUAGAAUACUUUUUUGUUCACAUCUGUGUAUGGCUAUGGUUGGAUUUUCUUGGUAUUAGCAAGAGCAUGUGUUUAUUGAGACAGGGAGGAGAGAAAAAGUACCUAAUGAGCUAGAGGUUGAUGCCAAACAAAGAGAGAUGGAAAAAGCCCAUCACAGAUGUGUGUCUGUGUGUGUAUUAUCGUCUGAGAAUCAAGAGAGAACACCAUAGCCAGCCUUGCUUGCACUUAAAUCGAAAAAAAGAGUGUCAUGUCCUUAUUUGUUCGCUUCACUUUCGCUAACUCCAUCUUCAUUAUUCAGUACAAGCUAGCUUUUAAUGCAUGUAGAGACUGGAAAAGAGCUGGAUUUAAUCUGUUUUUUCCUUCAGGAAUCUCAUGUAUACCUCAUUUUUUACUUCUCCUUUCAUUCUGGGAAAAGAAGCGACACCAAAAUCAUCAUCACCAUUCAUGCCCAAGAGUAGGGAAACCUCAGGGCUUCAAGAAUCACUGCAUGCCUGAGGGAAGAAGAUGAUGAAAGGCUUGAUAUUGCAUCAACAUCAACAGCAAUCAGGUGUUGAAGACAACAUGUCCAAUUUGACUUCAGCUGCUUCUGGCGAUGCCACCAGUGCUUCUUCAGGCAACAGACCCACUGAAUUAUCUGGUCCUAUUAAUAACUAUCCUCCUCAGCAAUAUAACUUUGCUCCACCACAACCUCCAACGACUCAGAUCACUCCCCAGCCUCUUCCAAAGAAAAAGAGAAACUUGCCAGGCAACCCAGACCCAGAUGCAGAAGUUAUAGCUCUAUCACCCAAGACUCUGAUGGCCACAAACAGGUUUGUCUGUGAGAUCUGCAACAAAGGGUUUCAGAGAGAUCAGAAUCUACAGCUCCAUAGAAGAGGGCACAACCUCCCAUGGAAACUCAAGCAGAGAGCAAACAAGGAGGUCAUAAGGAAGAAGGUGUACGUGUGCCCUGAGCCGAGCUGCGUCCACCAUGACCCAUUGAGGGCUCUUGGGGACUUGACUGGGAUCAAGAAGCACUUCUGCAGAAAACAUGGUGAGAAGAAGUGGAAGUGUGAGAAAUGCUCAAAAAGGUAUGCGGUUCAAUCAGAUUGGAAGGCUCACUCCAAGAUCUGUGGCACUAGAGAGUACAGAUGUGACUGUGGAACUCUUUUCUCAAGGAGGGACAGCUUCAUAACCCACAGAGCCUUCUGUGAUGCAUUGGCAGAAGAGAGUGCAAGAGCCAUGCCGAGCCCACUCGUCCUCUCCUCGGCUUCACAAAACUUGAGCUUGCCACCCCAAUUCAUCAACACCCAAAACAUCCCAUUCACUCUCAAGAAAGAAGAGCCACAGCACAACCCACAACAACACCACCACCACCACCAACAACAAAUUAGUAGUUUUGGGCUGAGGCAAGACCAAAUCCCACCAUGGCUGGCUUGUCCGCCACCUCCGCCCAUCGACCUCUCCUCCUCGUCCUCAUCGAUCUUCUCCACAAGGCUAGACCAAGAAUUCAGCCAAAGCUAUGAACCCCACCACUCAACUCAGCAGAACCCAAACCCUAGCCCUAACAAUCCCAGCCUUGUCCCAAUCUACCCCCAAGCAACACCCUCACCUUUCCCAAACAUGUCCGCAACUGCGCUCCUCCAAAAAGCGGCCCAGAUGGGCGCAACCAUGAGCAAGAGCAACGCUAGCUUCUCAUCCCCACUCAAUGGGGCUCACCAGCAGAAGCAACAGCAGCAACAAGAAGAACCAGCUCACGCGUACCCUACAUCCUCUACACCUCCUGAUCAACAACAUCCUGGUAGGAACAAUAGCAUCAAUGGCAGCAGCAGCGGAAGUGGUGGCUUUGGGCUGAGUUUGUCCUCACAUGAAGAGAUGGCAAGUGCUGGGUUUCACCAUCACCACCAUGUGCAGGGCUUGGUGGCUCCAUUUGGGAGCAACAGAGCCAUACAACACAUGCUGAUGACUCCUGGUAGUGGUGGUGGUUUUGAGGGAGCUUCUUCCUUUGAGGAUGCUUUUGAUGGGAUUCUCAGCAGCUCUUCCAAGAAAGAGAAUAAUGACAUCGAUACCGAUGGUAGUAAUAACCAGCAUGAGGCUUUGAAAGCCGCCACCCAAGGCAGCCUCCUUGCGCGGCGGCAAGAUGUCGGCGGCGGCAACAACGAAGGGUUGACGAGAGAUUUCUUGGGUCUGAGGCCACUCUCUCACAGCGACAUUUUGAGUAUCGCCGGUCUUGGAAACUGCAUGAGCACCACUUCUUCUCAAACUCAAGCUCCUCAAAAACCAUGGCAAGCUUAGGCUCUAUACAAAGAGGAAGAUUCUCUACAAACAUCAGUUUACUUUUUUUUUUUUUGUCAUCUUUUUCCCUUUUUUUUUUUAUGUUCUUUCAUAGUAUAUUUUAAAAUUUUCUGUUCAUCACCAUCAUCAUCUUCAGUCUCUUGCUACCAAAUCUUCUUCCCAAAGGGAAGAACCAAAAACUCAACACCCUUUAAUAUAUAUACUUCUCUUAUAAAUGGUCAUCAUAUCAUAUAAGAAGUCAUUUAUUUUU
Molecule: messenger RNA, 2694 nt
Organism: Rhodamnia argentea
Lineage: Eukaryota; Viridiplantae; Streptophyta; Magnoliopsida; Myrtales; Myrtaceae
Product: protein indeterminate-domain 7
Exons: 4
Coding region: 678-2444 (588 amino acids)
Cellular component (GO): nucleus
Molecular function (GO): DNA-binding transcription factor activity
Source: RefSeq, a predicted model, not a curated record